AUGACCAGUGCAGCCCCUGCUAAGAAGCCCUACCGUAAGGCACCACCCGAGCAUCGUGAGCUGCGGCUGGAAAGUCCUGGCUCCCGGCUCGAGCAGGAGGAGCCGCUUACUGACGCGGAGAGGAUGAAGCUUUUGCAGCAGGAAAACGAGGAGCUCCGCCGGCGCCUGGCCUCGGCCACCAGGCGCACUGAGGCUCUGGAGCGUGAGCUGGAGAUCGGGCAGGACUGCCUGGAGCUGGAGUUGGGCCAGAGCCGGGAGGAGCUGGACAAGUUUAAGGACAAGUUCCGCAGGCUGCAGAACAGCUACACGGCUUCCCAGAGGACCAACCAGGAGCUGGAGGACAAGCUGCACACGCUGGCCUCUCUUAGCCACAGCUGGAUUUUUGCAAUUAAGAAGGCUGAGAUGGACAGGAAGACGCUGGACUGGGAGAUUGUGGAGCUGACCAACAAGCUGCUGGAUGCCAGGAACACCAUCAACAAGCUGGAGGAGCUCAAUGAGCGGUACCGGCUGGACUGCAACCUGGCCGUGCAGCUGCUCAAGUGCAACAAGUCCCACUUCCGUAACCACAAGUUUGCUGAUCUGCCCUAUGAGCUGCAGGACAUGGUUCGAAAACACCUGCACAGUGGUCAGGAGGCCGCCAGCCCGGGGCCUGCCCCCGGCUUGGCCCCUGGGGCUGUGGUGCCCACCUCGGUCAUUGCCCGUGUGCUGGAGAAGCCAGAAUCUCUCCUGCUCAAUUCAGCCCAGUCAGGCAGCGCUGGGCACCCCUUGGCUGAGGACGUCUUCGUGCAUGUGGAUAUGAGUGGGGGUGACCCGGGUGACUCAGCUAGCCCCCCAGCCCCGAGCAGCCCCAGCCCCCAACCCAAUGGGGAGUGCCAUUCCCUGGGCACUGUAGGGGGCUCCCCGGAGGAGGAGCUGCCCCUGCCGGCCUUUGAGAAGCUGAGCCCCUACCCAGCCCCAUCCCCGCCACACCCACUGUAUUCUGGCCGCAGGGUGAUUGAGUUCUCUGAGGAUAAGGUGCGGAUCCCCCGCAACAGCCCCCUGCCCAACUGCACGUAUGCCACCCGCCAGGCCAUCUCCCUGAGCCUGGUGGAGGAGGGCAGUGAGCGGGCCCGCCCCAGCCCGGCGCCUAGCAGCCCUGCCUCGGCCCAGGCCUCCCCCCAGCACCAGCCCCGCCCCGCCCCGCCGGCGCUCAGUGCCCCGGCCAGCUCUGCCAGCUCCGAGGAGGACCUGCUGGCCAGCUGGCAGCGGGCGUUUGUGGACCGCGCUCCGCCCCCGGCCGCUGUGGCCCAGCGCACAGCCUUCGGCCGGGAUGCACUCCCUGAGCUGCAGCGCCACUUUGCCCUUGGGCCCGCUGGUGGAGAUGAGGAGGUGCAGGCACCAUCGUCCCCACCUGGUGAAAGCGGGCUGCUGCUGCCGCUCGAAGCUGACCCUGGCUUUCCCAGCGGGGAGGAUGAGGAAGAGCUGAAUCUGCCCAUCAGCCCGGAGGAGGAGCGCCAGAGCCUGCUGCCCAGUGAUGCUGGCACGGAGGAGGGGCCCGGCAUGCCUCGCGCUGAGGGCAGGGUGUGGGCACUGCCCAGCUCCAGCCGCCCCCAGCGAAGCCCCAAGAGGAUGGGGGUGCACCACCUGCACCGCAAGGACAGCCUGACGCAGGCCCAGGAGCAGGGCACCCUGCUGCACUAG
Rangifer tarandus platyrhynchus (Svalbard reindeer) is the source of this 1680-nucleotide messenger RNA. The record is from the annotation of a GenBank genome assembly. Lineage: Eukaryota; Metazoa; Chordata; Mammalia; Artiodactyla; Cervidae.